This is a messenger RNA of Fraxinus pennsylvanica, 819 nucleotides long. The record is from the annotation of a GenBank genome assembly. Lineage: Eukaryota; Viridiplantae; Streptophyta; Magnoliopsida; Lamiales; Oleaceae.
AUGGAAGCUUGUUUUCUCUCUUCAAAUUCCUUCACGAAAACCAUUGAACUUCUUCCUUCAAUCAGAGGAAGAAUUACAAGAAAAAAUCCCAAUCAAUAUCAUUGCAGGAAAUCUGGGAAUCCAUUCUCUGUAGCAUGUUGCCAAUUGGGUUCACCAUCCUCAUCUCCUCAAGACGAGCCGAUGCCUUCUAUUAACGCGGACUGGCGAGCAUUCAGAGCCGGACUAAUCGCUAGAGAUCGAGCCAUAAAGCAAGUAGAGCCUUCUUUAAUGGUUGACCAAGACGCCAUUAUUUCUCAGACUAAACCAAACGCAAUUGGAGACAAAUGGGCCCACACCAUCCAUGAACCCGAAAAAGGCCCAAUAGGCCCAACUGGUGUUAUACUCAACAGGUCAUCACUCAUGUCCAUUAAGGAAAUGGGUUCAUCGGCACUCGAUGUAUCCGGUACUUUUUCCGAUAGGCCCUUAUUCUUUGGGGGCCCAUUGGAAGAAGGGCUUUUUCUUGUAACCCCGAAAGAGGGGAAAGAUUCAUUGGGGAAAAGUGGGGUUUUCGACGAGGUAAUGAAAGGGUUGUACUAUGGGACAAAAGAGAGUGUGGGGUGUGCUACUGAAAUGGUGAAAAGGGAUAUGGUACAAGUAGGGGAUUUCAAGUUUUUUGAUGGAUAUUGUGCUUGGGAAAGAAAGCAGCUUAGGGAUGAGAUUAGGGCCCGUUAUUGGACUGUAGCUGCUUGUAGUCUUAGUGUUAUUGGGCUUGCUACUGUGGGUAAUAUUAUGCUGUGGGAUGAAAUUAUUGGGCUUUUGGGCCCUAGAAAGGUUUGGUAA